This is a messenger RNA of Mizuhopecten yessoensis (Yesso scallop), 1934 nucleotides long. RefSeq names its product troponin T, skeletal muscle-like. The record is from RefSeq and is a predicted model, not a curated record. Bases 192 to 1157 code for a protein of 321 amino acids. Gene Ontology annotation, molecular function: tropomyosin binding. Gene Ontology annotation, cellular component: troponin complex. Gene Ontology annotation, biological process: sarcomere organization; regulation of muscle contraction; muscle contraction. The transcript is spliced from 14 exons. Lineage: Eukaryota; Metazoa; Mollusca; Bivalvia; Pectinida; Pectinidae.
UAGAUCUCAAGCUUUUAAUGUAAAAGAUGAGACUCUACCACUGAUCGCUUCUUCAGUCUACAUUCCAGCUGCAGGCUAAACUCUCUCUGGCGGCCAUUUUUGUUUUCGACAUUACUAGUAACUACCACAGCCUGUGUUUUGUUGUCUUAAUAAAGAGCCCCUUUCAGUUUGUGUAACAUUUAACUCUCACCAUGGAUUACGACGAUGAACCAAGAGAAGAGACCCAAGAAACAUCUGGGGAUGGAAAUGAAGCCAAAUUAGCAAUGGAGGAGGCCGCCAGGAAGAAGAAGGAGAAGGUGGAAAGUGAGAUUGCAGAGUACGAAGAGAUGAGGCGGGAACAGCGCGAGAAGGAGGCUGACGAUCUGGAACAACUUCGCCAGAAGAGGGAAUCACGGAAGCAAGAGCGGAUAGAGGAAGAUAGAAGGCUGUUGGAGGUUAGGAAGGAGGAGGAUAAACGCCGCAAGGCUGAGGAGGAGGAGAGGAAGCGAAAGAAACAGGAGGAGGAGAGGAAGAGGAUUGAGGCCAAGAAAAUUAAGCUGAAGGAAAUGGAGGAGAGAAAGAAGAUGUCCAAGACACCUAACUUUGUCAUCACAAAGAAGGGAGCCUCCAAUUUGGAGGAGGCGAGUAAGGACAUGGCUAAGUCCAAAGAGCAGUUGGAGGAGGAGAAACGGGCCAUCCUUGCCCAGCGUAUCCAGCCACUGUCUGUGGACGGACUGGACUUGGCCUCCCUCAUGGAGAAGGCAACUGAGUUUCACAACAAGAUCAAGAACCUCGCCAACGAGAAGUAUGAGUUGGAGGAGCGCUUCAAGAGCCAGCAAUAUGAUAUGAUUGAACUGGCUGAGAGAGCUAGACAGAUGAACAAGGGAAAAAAGAGGGCUGUCCAGGUUGAUGACUCAUUUGAUCCAUUGGCAGAAAAAUACACCAGUGCUCCCCCCAAAGUUCAGAUGUACAGCAAAUACGAGAGACACACUGACCUUAGAACAUACGGUACCAGGGUAGAUUAUUUCGAAACAAAAGCCAAAAAAAUAGAAGCUGAACUGGCAAUUGGUAAGAAGGAUGAAGAUAUCCUCUUGGAGACAAUGGAACAAUCGGAGGAAAAUCCCGAAGCCGCACCUGAACCCGCACCUGAAACUGAGGUCGCCGCAGAGGAGGAAUAGAGGUCAUCGGGUCAAGGUCAUAGCCUAGGAGGUCAACAGAUUGAGUCAUAGAUGUCGAAAACACCUGUAAUCUUUGCCAGAGGGUGUGUGUCAUGGGGCGUAGCUUGUGACGACAAAUGUGUGUGAUGUCAUCCUAGUCACCAUAGUAACGACAACUGUUGUCGUUAGCAACAGUGAAACAUUUGUUGUCGGUAGCAACAGUGAACUCAUUCAUUAGUUUACCCAUCAUUAAGGUAUUAGUUCGAAAAAACUCCAUGUCAGAAAGUAAAAACAUUAUUGACUGAACCAGUGGUCACUACCAAAUGAAAACAAACCUUUUGCCCUUGACCAUAAGUGUAUACAGCUUGUAAUUUUGUUUCCUCUAAUUUAAUUAAUUAAACAUGUUGUGCAGUAGAUAACUCUUGAAAAGUUCUAAAUGAUAUCUUCCUUUUUUCGGAAAAAAAAUUGAUCAGCGGCUACUCGGAAAUUGGAAGGUAGAUUUAUAACUUUUGCAUUUUCGGUUGUAUAUUUUAAUUUAUUUUCUUUCCAUAUUUUUACCCAUUUUAUAGAGACCAUUUAAAGUACGGAAAGAUCACGCAGACACAGUAUACCUGCCGUAGGUGUUGAUGAGGUUUGUUGGUGUGUCGACAACCUCCCAGCACUUCAGUGGAUUAGCUGAUGUUGUAUGAAUUAUCAGAGGAUAGUCCCUUGUUAGGUUUUAUAUCAAAAACGUAAAAUAAGAAUAAAAGGCUUGGCUAUCCCUCCAUAUUUGUAUGUUAGUUGUCUUUUUAUGGUACC